GGCUGGCGGUGGGAUGAAGGCUUAUCGGGACCGCGUUGCCUGAAACGAAGGAAUCCCGAGCCGCAGGCGAUCAGGCAUAUAACAGCGUUCCUGCACUUUCCAACCGUCGUAAUCUCUGUUGACGCGUUGUGUCCUGCUUGCUUAUAGAAAGAUAAAGAAAGAAAGAAGGAGAUAUACCAGCCAUGCAGUUGUUCAUCGCGAUCUUCCUGCUCGCGGUCGCCGCCUCGAUUAUCUACAUCAACUUCUCCUCCUCCGCCCCACCUCCACCCCAGCAGCAGCGGCAGCAGCAAAGCGAGAAAAAGUCCGCGUAUGGAACCAGCAACGAACCGUUGCCGGAGCCGACGCCGCUGUGGGACUUGACGGUCGAGAAACUGAAGACGUACGACGACCGUCCGUGGCGGCCGUUUCGGUGGCCGUAUCAUCAGACGAUGUCGAUCUUUAAGCUGGAUAUUAAUCACUGGCUUGAUAUGGAUAAGUGGUAUCAUCGCUACGUCACAGAGAAAAUGGACAUCAUCCGUCGCACGGGGACCGAGUACUGCGACAUCCUUCCCGACGGGCAAGACGCGGCCGAAGAACUGCUCGACACGGUCGUCGACCACCUCUGCAAACGCUACCCGCGGCUCUUCACCCGCACCGAGAUCGGCAUCGACAACCACGUCACCGGCGAGAAAAUGGACCUCCGCCGCCCGCUCAAGGAGCCCGUGCUGCACUACCUCGCCCGCCUCGCCAAGGAGGAUUUCUACAUCGUCAAGCAGCGCGCCGACGGGAAGCACUACCUCGUGGCGGCCGUCGUGCCUGCUCCAGGAGGCUUCUUUGGCGUGCAAAACAAGAUCGGGCAGCACCUAGACGUGAUCCACACCGAGGUGCCGUACUAUGAGGAAAAGCUGAAGGUGUCGAUGGAGCGCUGGUUCGCGCGGAUGAAGCCAAACGACCCGGUCGAGCGCGCAAGCUGGUUCAUAUGCUGGGACCACGAGCUGCGGUGUAACGGCAUCUACGCGCUCGAGGAUGGUGAGGGCGUGCCGAGCGAGACGAGCUUUAGUCAGUACAAUGUGCGCGUGUGUCGGCAGACGCUGAGGAGGCUGCCAAAGUCGAACGCAAUCGUCUUCUCGAACCAUCCGAUUUUCUACUCGAUCGACGAGAUGAAGGACGAGCCGUUCAUUCCCUCGAUUUUGAAGAAAGUCGUGCUCGAGGGCCCGGACAAGAUCUUGAAAUACAAAGGGUUUGAGAAAUUCGACCAGCAUCUCGUGCCGUACCUCGACAGUCUUAUUCAGCGACAGUACGACCUCGGCAUCAUCAAGCCCGACGAGCAGCUCAAGACGAGGAAGAGCUAUCCGUUCGCGGACUGGUAUGAUAGCGCGGAGAAGCAUACCGGGAACGGGUACACGAAUCCGUAUUGGGCAAAAUAUGGGCUCAAGACGCCGGAGCCGAUGGGGAUACCUGUGCAUGAUGUAACGAAGGGACCGGAGUUGUGAUGAUUUUAUGUACUUUUUUUCUUGUGAAAUAUUUGAUAUUCUUCCCGCAUACCUCUUUAAUAUAUACAUACAGUAAUAAU
Messenger RNA from Myxozyma melibiosi, 1552 nucleotides. RefSeq lists its product as uncharacterized. The transcript has 2 exons. The record is from RefSeq and is a predicted model, not a curated record. NCBI's taxonomy places the organism in Eukaryota, Fungi, Ascomycota, Lipomycetes, Lipomycetales, Lipomycetaceae. The coding region runs from base 183 to 1472 and encodes 429 amino acids.